Messenger RNA from Lotus japonicus, 1833 nucleotides. RefSeq lists its product as uncharacterized. Gene Ontology annotation, molecular function: nucleic acid binding; RNA-DNA hybrid ribonuclease activity. NCBI's taxonomy places the organism in Eukaryota, Viridiplantae, Streptophyta, Magnoliopsida, Fabales, Fabaceae. The record is from RefSeq and is a predicted model, not a curated record. The transcript has 3 exons. Bases 1 to 1833 code for a protein of 610 amino acids. Gene Ontology annotation, biological process: DNA integration.
AUGACGUUUCAAAGUUUGAAGGAGAACUUAUCAAAACCACCAAUCUUAUCAAAGCCAGUGCCAGGUAUUUCGCUGUCAAUAUUUAUUUCAAUAUCUGAUAGCGCUGUUAGCUCAGUUUUAUUGCAAGAACUUAAAGAUGAUUUGAGGAUCAUAUAUUUUGUGAGUCAUGCACUCCAAGGGGCAGAAUUGAGAUAUCAAAAAAUAGAAAAGGCUGCUUUGGCCUUGAUUAUAUCCGCCAGGAAGUUAAGACCUUAUUUUCAAGGCUUUCCAGUGGUAGUCAAAACUGACUUACCACUUCGCCAAGUGUUACAAAAGCCUGACUUAGCAGGAAGAAUGGUUUCAUGGGUUGUUGAAUUGUCUGAGUUUGGAAUUUCAUUUGAGAAGAAAGGACAGGUUAAAACACAAACUUUGAUUGAUUUUGUUAAUGAAAUGUCUCCAGACGAGAAGAGUGAAGAGUUAGAGUAUGAGGCUAUAAUUGCAGGUCUGAGAUUGGCGAUCGAAAUGGGCGUACAAAGCAUCAGGAUCAUGACAGAUUCACAAAUAGUGUCAAGACAAAUCCAGGGAGAAUAUCAGGCGAAUGAUGCACAGUUAGCCAAAUACUUGGUGAAGGCUCAGAAUUUGAUGAAGCAGGUGGCGAAGGUGCAGAUCAACCAUGUUCCAAGAGAAGAAAACACGAGGGCUGACAUCUUGUCAAAGUUAGCAAGUACCAAGAAACCAGGGAACAACAAGUCAGUGAUUCAUGAAGUUUUAAACAGUCCCAGCAUUGAAAAUGAGGAAGUUAUGGCAAUUCCAAUGGUGAUAGAUCAAGACUGGAUGGGUCGAAUCAAGCUGUGUUUAGAGGCGGAAGGGGCUGAUUUGCUUUUAUUUACUAAGGAUCAGAUUCGAGAGGCAAGCCACUACACCCUUUUGGGUGAUCAAUUGUACAGAAGGGGAGUAGGAGUUCCACUGUUGAGGUGCGUUUCCAAAGAGGAGGAUGGCAUAAUUAUGUUUGAAGUGCAUGAAGGAGUGUGUGCAAGUCACGUAGGUGGAAGAUCUUUAGCAGCAAAAGUCUUGAGAGCAGGGUUUUACUGGCCAACUUUGAGGUCAGAUUGUAUGGAAUGUGCAAAAAAGUGUGUAAAGUGUCAGAUGUACGCAGAUUUGCAUAGAGCACCGCCGGAGACGUUGAGUUCAAUGAGUUCAUCAUGGCCAUUUGCAAUGUGGGGCGUGGAUAUCUUGGGACCUUUUAGUCCAGCAGAAAUGGGUAUUGAAAUGCGUUUCGCUUCGGUGGAGCAUCCACAAUCAAAUGGGCAGGUAGAGUCCGCAAAUAAAGUGAUUUUGAAUGGAGUCAAAAAGUGUUUGGCCGAAGCAAAAGGAUUAUGGGUAGAUGAAUUGAUUAUUGUUAUUUGGGCAUACAAUACAACUCCACAGUCCACAACGGGCGAGACACCUUUCAAGUUAACUUAUGGGGUUGAUGCUAUGAUUCCAGUGGAAGUUCAGGAUGUAACAUUCAGGGUGUCAACUUAUAAUGAGGAACAUAACGAUAUGAAUAGACUUGUUGAUUUGAAUUUGGCUGAUGAGACUCAGGCAGAGGUUCGUUUGAGACAAGCAGUGGUAAAGCAAAGGUCAGAAAGGCGAUACAAUACAAGGGUGGUUCCAAGACAGAUGGAAGCAGGUGAUUUGGUGCUGAGAAGUAAGACAAGAGGACCCGACGAUUCAAAGUUGUCGCCAAAUUGGGAAGGACCUUACAGAAUUCGAAGGGAGUUGGGACAAGGGGCGUACCAUUUGGAAGAAUUGUCUGGGCGAAGGAUACCGAGGGCUUGGAACGCACAACAUCUCCGUUACUAUUACAAUUGA